Molecule: messenger RNA, 351 nt
Organism: Drosophila subobscura
Lineage: Eukaryota; Metazoa; Arthropoda; Insecta; Diptera; Drosophilidae
Exons: 1
Coding region: 54-290 (78 amino acids)
Source: RefSeq, a predicted model, not a curated record
CAUGGAGAUCAGUCACUUGCACACAAAACACCGAGUGGUAACGGAGCCUCAAGAUGAGGGAGAUCAACGUAUUUCAGUUGGCCAUUUGUGGAGCUUUGUUUUUCAUGCUGAUCUGUGGUUCACCGAGCAUCACUGCGGAGGACACAAAUCCACCAACGCUGUGGCGGCGUAUCGUAGCCGGAGUGAAGAACUAUCCCUGGCAUUCUGAUAAACCGGAGAGGGAGACACCUGAAAAUAUUCACAACAAAAGAGUUAUGUGGCAAAGGCUUACAAUGUCCACAGUUUUGUAAAGGAAUGUGCUUGUAUUUGUAGAAUAGAUUUAUCUGAAUAAAACUGAAGGCCAGAAGGCCA